Helobdella robusta is the source of this 627-nucleotide messenger RNA. RefSeq lists its product as hypothetical. Bases 1 to 627 code for a protein of 208 amino acids. Lineage: Eukaryota; Metazoa; Annelida; Clitellata; Rhynchobdellida; Glossiphoniidae. The transcript is spliced from 3 exons. The record is from RefSeq and is a predicted model, not a curated record.
AUGACUGCCCUCUUUUAUCAGUGGACCAAAGCAAAUUCUAAGUUUAAAUAUCCUGUUGUUAUUUAUGAAGUAACAAUCCAGAAAAGAAUCGUUAAUUUGUGGAAGAAACAAAAAGAAAUUUCAACGACAUUCUUCAUUGUAAACAUAAAUUGUAAUUGCACAAGAGAUCAGAAGAUUCCAGUGAUCGAAUUGAUGUUUAUUAAAGCGCAGAGAGCUAAGCAAGGAAGCAUCAGCACAUACAUGAUUGCGAACAAAAAUGUGCCAGAGACAAGAAGGCAAGAAGCAGAACUUCAGAGACAAGAAAGCAGAAGCCUUUCUGAGCAGAAAAGAGCUAGGAAACUAGAAGAAAAUGCCAGGAAAGAGAAAGAAGAAAACUUAGCUGUACAGUUUAUUUCUGUAAAGCAUAGUUGGAUUGAUGAUCCGAGACAUGUUCUUUUUCAGCUUGAGCUUUUGAGAAGCCAAGACAAAGAGGUGAUGCAGAUAGUGAUGCCUGUGGUAAGAAGAUCAGCCAACGUUCAGAUGGGGGAUAUGAGUUUAAGACAAAGGGUAACACCAGAGAUCAAUCCUGAUGCCAGCUGCCUACUUGAAUCAUUCAUUGGGAUUCUGAAAUGUAUGAAUCUCCACUAA